Messenger RNA from Ficedula albicollis (Collared flycatcher), 4413 nucleotides. RefSeq names its product RAB8A, member RAS oncogene family (gene RAB8A). NCBI's taxonomy places the organism in Eukaryota, Metazoa, Chordata, Aves, Passeriformes, Muscicapidae. Gene Ontology annotation, molecular function: GTP binding; GTPase activity. Bases 41 to 664 code for a protein of 207 amino acids. The record is from RefSeq and is a predicted model, not a curated record. Gene Ontology annotation, cellular component: endosome; plasma membrane; trans-Golgi network transport vesicle. Gene Ontology annotation, biological process: protein localization to plasma membrane; neurotransmitter receptor transport to postsynaptic membrane; Golgi vesicle fusion to target membrane. The transcript is spliced from 8 exons.
GGCCAAUGAGCGUGUGGCGGGCGGGGCUGGUGCCACCAACAUGGCGAAGACCUACGACUACCUGUUCAAGCUGCUGCUGAUCGGCGACUCGGGCGUGGGCAAGACCUGUGCCCUGUUCCGCUUCUCCGAGGACGCCUUCAACGCCACCUUCAUUUCCACCAUCGGUAUCGACUUUAAAAUUAGAACAAUAGAACUCGAUGGCAAGAGAAUCAAGCUGCAGAUCUGGGACACGGCCGGGCAGGAGCGGUUCCGGACCAUCACAACCGCCUACUACAGGGGAGCCAUGGGCAUUAUGUUAGUGUAUGACAUCACCAAUGAAAAGUCUUUUGAAAACAUUCGGAACUGGGUGAGGAAUAUUGAAGAGCAUGCCUCUCCAGAUGUUGAAAAAAUGAUCCUGGGGAACAAAUGUGAUGCAAAUGACAAAAGACAAGUCUCUAGAGAGCAAGGGGAGAAGCUUGCUGCAAGUUUCGGGAUUAAAUUCAUGGAGACCAGUGCAAAAGCAAAUAUAAACAUAGAGAAUGCAUUUUUCACUCUUGCGAGAGAUAUCAAAGCAAAAAUGGACAAAAAGUUGGAAGGCAAUAGCCCUCAAGGCAGCAACCAGGGAGUCAAAAUCACACAAGACCAGCAAAAGAAAAGCAGCUUUUUCCGAUGUGUUCUUCUGUGAGGGACACGGCCUUAAUCUGAGCUGGACUGUGCCUGUGCUAAGUGAGGUUUCCUCUUUCUGUGGACUUAGUGCUCCCAACAUACCUUGUCACUUUGUGACCAUCUGAAUAAGAAAUGGUUUAUUUUGGUAACUGUCUGACUCUUCAAUUUUGGAGAUGAAACAAGUUUAUUUUUGUCAGAUUGCCACGGGGUGUGUAUUGUCUAGCAGAUGAAGAAUGGAUCGCGUGACCUGGGAUGCAGCACCAUUGCUGACAGACUUCGAUCUUCAUUCAUAUCUGUCACGUAUCCAGUUUAGAAAGAUGAAGUUGUGAUCAAAAUAAGAAACUUAAAUGCCACUGUAAUGAAGUCCAGGUGUGCAUACAUGGUACAUGUGCAUAUCCAGUUUGUAGCUGCACACAGAACAGUGGCAUGAGAGCAUCCCACAAAUGCACCAGGAUGAGCAGCGCAGGCUGAUGCCUUCCCAGGAGGUACGAGGGAGCCUUCUGCAGCUCCACCUCUUAACUUCUGCAGAGAAGCUCCUUUAUCUGCCUGUCUCUUACUCAGUUGUGUUACUCUAGACAAUCCACAAGUACAAUUGAAGUUUUAAAAAAAUUCUCCUCAAAGGAAUCUCUAUAUUUUUUAAAAAAGAAUAUGUGCUGUAAAUAGAAUGGGUCCUUACCAUUGGUAAUUCAUCCAUGUUAGAUUUGACUGUGUUUAAUUAAGUCCUCCAGACAUUCAGACAUGUUUAACAGGAGCUGAUGGCUACACUGAGUCCUGUACAGAUGAUCUGACAUCUAUUCUUGGAGAACCAGGGUCAGGCAGGGAGACGCUUACACAAAAUCCGUCACCUUACAGUGGGUGAUUUUUACCACUCUCCCUGGGAAAGACUCCAGACCUAUCAAGCUACAGUAGGUAGUUUUAAAUCAUGACAAGGAAAUGUAGUGCACUGCUCCCAGUCAUGUGCUCCUAAGCACACUUGCUCACUUAUGCAAAUCAACGUGGCACAUCAGAACACUUUUGCAAAGAGGCUCUCAGACUGACACUGGCCUUGCUGCUGGGUGACCGCAGCCGUCAGGCAGCAGCAGCCUGUUCUCACAGGAGCUCUCUGUGUUCCUCAUUCCCAGCAGCCCAGUCCAGCACAUUCCAGUGGGUGAGACGCCAGAGCCAGUGCAGCUCUUGGCGGGGUGCUUGCUCACAGGUCAGGGGCUGCGAGCCUGACUGCAUUAGACUGAUGGCAGGAGCGGUGAGAGCGCCAGCUGCCAGGGCUGCUGCCAGGGAUUGAGCAGUGCUGUACCUGACUGCAGUGAACACAGCACCUGUGUCCUGCAGCCUGCUGCAACUGAAACAUGCUCUCUUUACGUUGACAGCUGCAGUUAAGGGUAAAAUUGAAGUUGGAUUUGGAGUUGUGGAAUUUACUAACCAGUUUUGUUUUCUUCAAGUUUGUGGUAUUGAACUCUGGGCCUCAGAGUGGUACUAAAAGGUGGUGUUGUAGUUAAGUAUCUGUUGGAUUCACAAUUAAACUGUAUAAAUCUGCAGCAUGCAAUUGGGCCCAACAGGAAUACUGCCUGUUCCAAAAUGGAAGAUUUCACUGUGUAACUUACUGGUUUAUAAAAAUGCAUUUUAGAUGCAUUUAGAUGAUCUCUUUCCUGAUUAAAGCUUUCCUCUCACCAGAACCUUAUGAUGGUUUGGGUUUUUGUUUACUUGUGGCUUUUUAGCAUGAGGACUUGAUGAACAUGCCCUUUAGUGGAUUUACACACAGAUGUAUUUGUAGGAUAAAACCAUGUUAAGUUACUAAGGAGUCUUCUAGACAGUGCGUGCACAGAGCUGUAGACUGGACAAGCAGCACCUCUGUCUUGAGCUAAGGAUGUUUUAAAAAGUUUGUGAGUGCUUCAGUAAGUGACUGAGGCACGACUGGGGCAGUGAUAAGACAGGCUGAAUUUCCUACAUAACUGUAACAAUUUGCUUCUGGCUUAGUAAUAACUGUAAUAGUUAUAACAAGAAUCUGUCUUGUGCUUUUUACAGCCAGAUGCUGAGCCAGAUUUAUUUUUCAGAGUGACUGGAAAAUUGGUGGUUUAUCUGACUUGAUACCAUGGGUCUGCCAUGAUUCUGGUUCUUGCCUGUGGACUGUAUCAAUAACUCACCUCAAAAUGGGAAAGCAAACUGUAUUCAUUUACAAAUGGGUAAUACGUGAAGGAUGGUAUUGUGAUUUUUCACUCAUUUUCUAAAUCUGAAAUUACUCUUUCAUUCAGAAUUCUUUGUAUGUGAAUACCUUCUGUUUAAAUUUACACUGGUUGUUGCAUGUGUUUAUAUACCUAAUUAUGACAUUAUUUCCUUUGAAAUGGUUGGGUUUACGAACAACAGCAUUAUUGCUUGAUCUCAGGAAGUCUCAAACUGACUGCAGUCAUCACUGUACUUCUGGGUAUGAAGGCUCUACACAUUAGAUCUGUGUAAGCAACAUGAAACUUAAAAUGCAAGUGUAAGAGAGGAAAAGGUUAAAGACUGCACUGCACAUGGGCUUAGCUAUGUGCCACUAAACACAGGCAUCAAAUCUAGGAGAAGUACACUAUGUUUCCAUCACAUCAUUCAAUUACUGUGUUUAUUAACUAUGAAUGUAAUGGAAAACACAAUUGUCAGAGAGGUACUGUGAAAAUACAGUAGUCUACUUGUGUCUAAGCUUUCUUGAACUAAGGAGGAAAAAGUCAGAAAUUGGGUACAAAAUUUGUAAAACUGAGGAACAGAGGUAGGUCUGCAAAACUAACUGUGCUUACUACACAUUCUCAGUGUCUAAAUACCAUUAAAAUGUCAGGUAUUGAUUAACGUUUUUUGUAGAGAACAUGUCGUCAGAUUCCCUUACUUCAGUGAGUGUCACGGAAUUCUGUGGAUGACCUUAUUUUUGAGGCUGGUUGCAGUACGUUGCAGAGUUGUCACUCCUUGGGGUGGAGACCUGUCAGUGUGCCAAUAAAUAGUGGAGCUGCUGUUCUGACACUUACUUAAUACUUGUGUUGUCUAUGUCCUGUGCUGACAGGCACAGCUCAUGUUUCCUGACAUCAGAACCUUAUGCCAGCCUCAGACUUUCAGCCUCAGAUUUAUAAAUCCUAUGGAUUAUUUUAAGUCUCUACUACUGCUGAAAAUUAUUUGGUCUCUCCUUUCAUAUGAGAUGCUGAUCAUCUCCCUGGUGAUUGCUGAGGGGUUAUUGUGGUGUUUUUGGCUGAUGAUCAUGCUGAAAACUGCCAUGAUUCCUUCUUCUCUUGGACUUGCAAGGGGAAUGCAGAAACAGCUGUGUGAGGAUGGGCUCCUUUGUGCUUUUAGAAGUUGGAGAGCUUGGGGAAAAACGAUGACUAACUUGCAUCUUCGUUUCUGGCUUAACUAAGCAUCUGUUGAAAGGAAUGUGAAUGGUAACUGCAGUCUGAGUGUGUCAGGCUGCCUUAUUCCCUGACCCUUCCGUCACUGAUCCCUGGAGUUGCUGUGGUUGAUAAAGGUAACUGACUGGUUAACCGGUCUCUCCAGCCUUUGUGCAGGAAUCAUCUGCUCCACGUUGAGUGUGAGUUGGGGCUUAUGACUUUGUUUUGAAGGGAAUGUAACGCAUCCCAAAAUUUGUAAAAAUAACUGUAAAUUGUAUUUUUCGAAUGAUCACUUUUGGCUGCCAUCCUUCCCACAUUACAACUGCUUUCUUAAACACUUGUCAUUGAUUUUCAUGUUUGUAUUAAAACUAUUACAGUAUGUCUGUUUUUACUCUCUUGUACAGGACCGUGAGCACUGCACAAAUAAACU